AUGGAAUCUAAUGAAGAAAACGUUUUACAACCAAAUAUUGAUAAUGAAUGGAAUAAUAUAGAUAAUAAUAAUAUUGAAGAAAUUGAAGAAAUUGAAGAAAAAAAUAUUAGAGGCAGAAGAAGAGGUAGAGGUAGAGGUAAAGACAGAGGCAGAGGCACGGGUAGUAGUAGUGGUAGUAGUAGAGGAAUAGACCAUAACAAUGAAGAAGAACAGAUUAUACAACUUCCAGUUCCACCUUUUUUUAAUAUUCUACAUGCAUCACUUUAA
Messenger RNA from Rhizophagus irregularis DAOM 181602=DAOM 197198, 267 nucleotides. The record is from RefSeq and is a predicted model, not a curated record. NCBI's taxonomy places the organism in Eukaryota, Fungi, Glomeromycota, Glomeromycetes, Glomerales, Glomeraceae.